Molecule: messenger RNA, 1935 nt
Organism: Stereum hirsutum FP-91666 SS1
Lineage: Eukaryota; Fungi; Basidiomycota; Agaricomycetes; Russulales; Stereaceae
Exons: 10
Coding region: 1-1935 (644 amino acids)
Source: RefSeq, a predicted model, not a curated record
AUGGCAGAACCAGAACCUGAUGGAAAUGAAGGACUGCCUGAGCGUGGCUCUCGAUUCAUCACCCAGAGAGAGAUAGAUCCUCGUCUACUUGAGACCCUUCUCGCUCAAGCACAGUCUAAAUUUCCAGAAAAGUUGGACGCCAUUGUGCGAAAGUAUGGAGCUUUCGAGUACGAAACUUCCGACGACGGUCUGGAGGUACUGGAUAUCGUUCCCCCUACGGAUUAUAUCGAACAUAAUGACCAUCAGGAGAUGGAACGUUGGGCGUCCGGCGACGUGGGCAUUGACCGCGCAAGGUUCCCAUUGUCCAGCGACGCCCUACUUCGUAUCGCCGAAGGUCAACUGGCGAGCGUGCAAACAGAGUGGGACCAGAUGCGCAAUGACCCCGAGUAUCUCGUCAAUCUCAUAACAGACUACGCAUCUUUUUGCGUGGAGGCCACAAUUCCGGACCAGCGCUCGGGAGAGACAUAUUCUCCAGAACAACUCCUCCGGAGCGCCAAUUUCGUCUCCCACCGGUUCCGCUACUCCGUCCAUAACCAUCUGUUGAUCGUCGGGACGUGGUCUCUCAUCGUGACUUAUCUACGGGACGUGCAGAAGUUGGAUAACGAAGUGGGUCGCUUUGGAGAUCGCACGAGACGCGGGUUCAUCAUGAGUCAAGUGAAACAGCUCUUGGACCAACACCAAGAUACAUUAUUCAAGAUAUUUCGCACUUCCGUCUUAGCGGAUGUUCCCUCCAUCCGCAAGAAUGUCAAACGAGAGACCAACCACGCUGGGUUUGCUGGGGCCCAAAUAAUACAUGAAGCCAUUCCUGAAGAGGCCAAGAUCCUUCUUCCUCAGGAGUCACUACACGGCGCGCUCUACAGGAUGCAACUUAUGGCUGAGUUGAGACGAAACAAGUUCCACGUUAUGCACGAUAUCACGACCAACCUCAAUUCAGCGACAGCAGAGGAGAAGGCUAUAUUCACGCCUCGUAUGAUGGAUGCGUGGCUAGACCUCGCCGAAUUAUCCGAUUUGAUCGUGAUGCUCGGCGAAGAUGGCGAAGACUGGGAGCGUACACCGCACGAUCCAAGAUAUCUGGCCCAUGCUCGUGGAGCUCAGCUAUCACAGAAGAUCUUCGAGGAUGCGACGAUUGAGAAGCACGUCAAGUCCAUCGAGUCCCUUCGUUCUGAAGCGAAAGUCAAGAAGAUAUGGGAGGAAAUUGACAAGAUUUCCAAGAAGCGCAACAAAACUACCAUUGAAAAAGUGGUAGCAUUUACAGACAUGAAGCCCUCGUGGACGCACAGACCAUUAGCUCUGCCGUCUGCAGCAGCUUCGCCAACCUCUUCGACUCCCCUUCAACUGCCGCCCGUACCUGAAGGAGCAACGGCUGUGGAUGGGCAAGAGGAUGACUCUCGUGCCGAAGGAUCUUCUGGGCAAUCCUCAACGCUGCCGCCGGUAGACGACAACUAUGCACCCCCGAGGCCGUACACGGACCAACAGCACAUCCGUAGCAACGACUCCGAGCUACCCACGAUGACGAGUUCUAUCAAGAAGUCCAAGGUCAAGACUAGGGGAACAACGCAGCCGACCUCACAACCGACAGCUGCAGUGCGUGCUCAAAUCGACGACACAUCUAGCAAACCUCUAUACCAUGUGAAGAAGAAGGUAUACGAGACUCUUGAGCAGCUCCUUGUCCGAACAGAGCGCACGAUGGUUUGGGACGAGCUGGAAUAUGCUCUCAUUGCUCUCGGAUUUUCUAAAGUGCCUAAUUGUGGAUCUGAGAGAAAGUUCGGGGCACCAUCCGGUCGUGAUCGUCCCUUUUGCAUACAUCAACCUCAUCGACCCGGGAAUUCUUCGGAAGAGAUGCCGAGGCGUAAAGUGAUGCGCCUUGGGAAGCAAUUGAAGACAUUGUAUGGUUGGGACAUAAGCUUCUUCGAGAUUCAAAGGGAUAGAGACUGA